Molecule: messenger RNA, 1177 nt
Organism: Paralichthys olivaceus (Japanese flounder)
Lineage: Eukaryota; Metazoa; Chordata; Actinopteri; Pleuronectiformes; Paralichthyidae
Gene: ubc
Product: ubiquitin C
Biological process (GO): protein ubiquitination; modification-dependent protein catabolic process
Cellular component (GO): nucleus; cytoplasm
Molecular function (GO): protein tag activity; ubiquitin protein ligase binding; RNA binding
Source: RefSeq, a predicted model, not a curated record
UAUGACGCUUGUUAUGUAUAAAAGGCGCUCCGGGCGCGCUCAGGCAACCAAAGCGCAGACAGCAUCAGGAGGAGUAGACGUGACACACUGACUGGAACAAUUUGUUUUGUCAAGAUGCAGAUCUUUGUGAAGACCCUGACUGGUAAGACCAUCACUUUGGAGGUCGAGCCCAGUGACACCAUUGAGAAUGUCAAAGCUAAGAUCCAGGAUAAGGAAGGCAUCCCUCCUGACCAGCAGAGGCUGAUUUUUGCUGGCAAGCAGCUGGAAGACGGCCGCACCCUGUCAGAUUACAACAUCCAGAAGGAGUCCACCCUCCAUCUUGUGCUCCGCCUGAGAGGAGGUAUGCAGAUCUUUGUGAAAACCCUGACCGGCAAGACCAUCACCCUGGAGGUCGAGCCCAGUGACACCAUUGAAAAUGUUAAGGCCAAAAUCCAGGACAAAGAGGGCAUCCCUCCAGACCAGCAGCGUCUCAUCUUCGCCGGCAAGCAGCUGGAAGACGGCCGCACUCUCUCCGACUACAACAUCCAGAAAGAGUCCACCCUCCAUCUGGUCUUGCGUCUGAGAGGAGGUAUGCAGAUCUUUGUGAAGACCCUCACAGGCAAGACCAUCACUCUGGAGGUCGAGCCCAGCGACACCAUUGAGAAUGUCAAAGCUAAGAUCCAGGAUAAGGAAGGCAUCCCUCCUGACCAGCAGAGGCUGAUCUUCGCUGGCAAGCAGCUGGAAGAUGGCCGCACCCUGUCCGACUACAAUAUCCAAAAAGAGUCCACCCUCCAUCUUGUCCUCCGUCUGAGAGGAGGAAACUAAGCUGCUCCCCGGUGGCAAAAGAUGGCCCCAGUAUACAGACCAAUUAUUCCAGUGUUAGAGUGCACUCCUGAUCCAGUGGUCAUUCCUUUUUUAUUUUUAAAAGAGAAGUUUAAAUAAAACUUCUGCACUGCUUUUAAUAGUUUAACAUUUUGCUGACAUUAGCCAACAGUUUUGAGUUUUGCACAAUAUGAUAAAAUAGGAUGCAUGUUUGAAAUUGAAAUGCUCCUGUCUUUGGCAAGAGUUCGCUAAUUGGUAACUAGUUAUUUGCUCUGCCCUAAACUGCUGUUUUGUUGUGGGUUUUUUUAAGAGGAGCAUACAUGGAAAUCCUGCUGUUAGGUGUUGAUCAUUACUAAUAAAUGACUUCACGCUGUCA